This is a messenger RNA of Morchella sextelata, 381 nucleotides long. RefSeq lists its product as uncharacterized. The coding region runs from base 1 to 381 and encodes 126 amino acids. The record is from RefSeq and is a predicted model, not a curated record. NCBI's taxonomy places the organism in Eukaryota, Fungi, Ascomycota, Pezizomycetes, Pezizales, Morchellaceae. The transcript is spliced from 7 exons.
AUGCUGACACCUUUUAUGGGGGAUAAAUGCCACAACGAAUCCAGAGGAGAGAUUGGCCAGAGAUAUAUUCGGAUGAAAACAGUGAUAAAGAUUCAUUCGAAGGGAUGGAGACCACCGCCGUCCGCAGCCUACCCUGUCUCUGCCCUACAAGAUCUCCAAGCCUUGGACAGCGGAUUUACCAUGCAGGUGGAAAUCGAUUUUGAGAUAAGUAACACUUCAAUUGUGACGGCUAGCCACACCCAAAGGGCCCGUUUUUUACAAACCUAUCAAUGCCUCGAGAUCUUGAAAGAGGAAUGGCUUGGAAUGGCAAUUCCGUUUGCCUUUGGUGGGGCUGAGUCCGAGUGCAGCUCCGGUAUGAAUAGCUCGCUAGAUAUACUGUAG